AAUUGUUUACUAUCAAAUCUAUCUGCUGCCUAUAUUACUCACUCCCUGUCUUGUAGUAGAAACCGUCCACCCACUUUCUCCUUUCUCUCCACUUUUUACGGAUCUGGUGCUCCUCCCCUGCCCCACCGCCGCCUACGGCCAAGGAGUGGCGGUGUGCAGGCGACGGGCGGCCGACCUAAUCACCGCCCACUCCCACCGGGGGUCGUCGUCGGGUCGUGGCCGUAUCGGCGUGCGGCUCCGGCAGCGGCAGUUCAGGGAUGAGGAGGAGCGGCGGCGAGGCGCAUCCAGCCACGGCUCGGAGACGAGGAGGUUCGGGCGGUGAAUCCGGUGAUGGCGAGGCGUGUGGGCGGCGUGCGGCUAUUGGCUCGGGCUUCCUCCGGUAGCCAGCGAUGGCGACGCUUUGCGGAAGCGGCGGGCGCGGCCGGCGACGACGACGGCCUGCGACGGCGACGGCUUGCGGCAGCGGCAGGCGACCGUCCUCCACCCGGAUCCGGCGGUGGCGGCCCGGUGGCGGCGGGAGGAGAGCCCAGCGGCGUAGUCGGCAAUGGCGUGGCCGGCGACGGCGACGGCUUGCGACGGUGGAGGAUGGGGGAGGCGAGGGGGAAGAGGCUUCGUGCUCCUCCAAUCGGGCGCAUUCGCCGCCAUUCCGCCCGCGCUCGCCGAGGCCAUCGGCGCCGCUGGGUAGGGCGCGAGCGUCUUGGAGGUGAUGGGCGGGGCGCGCAGACUGCUCGUGCCGGACCCGACCGGGACCUGCUCCCAACUCCCGUGGCAUGCGAGUUGAGUGGUGCCAGAUCCGUUGGCUACGACUGGGCAACGGCUGAUCCGGGGUAGGCUUCGUGCUCACUGGUGCUGCCUUCUCCCAUGACUCCGACCUCCCUCUCUAGCCGUCGCCGGCGUCCCCUGCUGGAUGCAGUCAAUGUAGGCUCGGGACUCGCCUGAUCUGGGGUGGAUCGACGACCAUUGGGCUGUCGAAGCAUAGCAGAGACCCAGGCAGAGAUGUACUCCCUCCGUACCAAAAAAAGACAAACCCUGGUUUCCGUGCCCAAUGUUUUACCGUCCGUCUUAUUUGAAAAAAUUAUGAAAAAAAUUAAAAAGACAAGUCACGCACAAAGUAUUAAUCAUGUUUUAUCAUCUAACAACAAUAAAAAUACGAAUUAUAAAAAAAUUUUAUAUAAGACGGACAGUCAAAGUUGGAUACGCAAACCCAGGAUUUGCCUUUUUUUGGGACGGAGGGAGUAGGUUGCUGCUUGCAGGUCCGCCACUGCCCGUGGACAGACAGUGCUCGUCGAUCGCAUUUGCUGUAGGCGCCAGCGACUAGUCCUGCCAGGCCUGACUGGAGAACGGUGGGAUUUGGUGCUGCUGCACCCUCAGCGGCGCUGGUAUAGCAGAGUACAUUAUGCUCAUGUGAAUACAACCAAGUACAUUUUCAGAUCCGGUUGCUAGCUAGUGCCAUGGAGGAGCAGCAACGGCCACCUCCAUGACGCGACUCCGUCAAUGUCCAGCCAGCGCCAGCCAUCUCCGCCACCAACCACCGGCCGGUGUCUAGAUCUAUGUUAUAUUGUCAUGGAGUAAAAUGUUUACUCACACCAUAUGAUUGUUUCAUGCCGUGUAGGCUUAUUGUAAAAAAGUUACUAUUCUCAUAUUUCUCAUUGUAUUCAUAUCGUGUAGGUUUAUUGUAAAACAUUUACCAUGUGCUAAUAAGUGUCCGUGAAAAAUA
This is a messenger RNA of Oryza sativa Japonica Group (Japanese rice), 1717 nucleotides long. RefSeq lists its product as uncharacterized. NCBI's taxonomy places the organism in Eukaryota, Viridiplantae, Streptophyta, Magnoliopsida, Poales, Poaceae. The record is from RefSeq and is a predicted model, not a curated record.